Molecule: messenger RNA, 2127 nt
Organism: Fusarium mangiferae
Lineage: Eukaryota; Fungi; Ascomycota; Sordariomycetes; Hypocreales; Nectriaceae
Product: putative cutinase transcription factor 1 beta
Exons: 7
Coding region: 1-2127 (708 amino acids)
Biological process (GO): DNA-templated transcription; regulation of DNA-templated transcription
Molecular function (GO): DNA-binding transcription factor activity, RNA polymerase II-specific; DNA binding; zinc ion binding
Source: RefSeq, a predicted model, not a curated record
AUGCCGCCCUCAUCGGGAUCCGCUGAUGCCAUCUCUGGAUCAAGGAAAAGGGCAGCCGCGGCUUGCCAUGCUUGUCACGCACGCAAAGUUCGCUGCAGCAUCUCACAAACUGGAAGCCCCUGUACGAACUGUUCCUUAGACAACCUCAGCUGCCAAGCACGUGCUAGGCAGCCUCAAAGGUCGCUGACUGACGUUGUUUACCGACCUCGGAACGGUGCGCGAACACGGAGAGGUCAGAAUUUGCCGAGCGCGCCGAGUGAUGCCGAGUCCAUUACCCAGGACCAGGCAAGCCACAAUGAGCCAGUCUACCGUCCAUUCACUGAUCACUUUGGUCACCACUCACAACCCCAAGAACCUGACACGGCAACCCCACAAGCCCAAGCAGGUCUGUCACCAGUGUAUGGUGACACUCAAGGCGUUGGGCUUGUUGCCGAUCUCUGCGAGCCCGAGCGUCCUGAUAAAAGUGGUCAUUUCGUCGCUGCAGCCCUAAGCUCAACGAAUAUCGAUUCCGAUACGCACGAGUACUUGGAAAAAAGAAGGUGCUUUGAUUUGCCAGCUUCCGAUAUCCAACAAUCGCUCGUGCAGGCGUACUUCCAUUACGUCCACCCCUUCUUGCCUGUCAUACAUGUUUCUUCAUUCCUCAAGACCUUCGAAAGCCCAGGGCAGGAUGGGGUGUCGCUCCAUCUUCUCUGGAGCGUGUUUCUGGCAGCUGCAAAUUUUGCCGACGUGACGACCGUGCAAUCAUCUGGUUAUGAAUCACGAAAGGAUAUGAAACGGGCAAUGUUCUUACGUGCAAAGGCAUUAUACGACGCGAAUUAUGAACGGUCGAAGAUUGUCCUGAUCCAAGCGGUGCUACUAAUGGGCUUCUGGUAUUCAGAUACAGAAGACAGGCUUGGGCCAUGGCACUGGAAUGGCAUUGCCAUCAGCCUCUGCCAGACUGUAGGGUUGCAUCGUGAACCUGAUGCAAGUCUCGACCACUCUCAGUAUCGUUCAUCUAUCGAUCGGCAUCUGUGGAAACAUCUGUGGUGGUGGUGCUUCUUCCGAGAAACGUGGUUGUCUGUUGGCAUGGGACGGCCCAUGCGUAUUAACUCAGUCCACGCCGAUACACCCAAACCAGAUGCAAAGGCCUCCGAGAGCAUGUAUUCUGAGCUGACAGAUUCUCAGCGUCGGCGGUACAUCCCACAGGAUCCUGAGAAUUUGUUUCUGUUGUGGGAUGACUUACUCUCCGUCACCAGCAUUUUGUCAAGGAUUCUUUCUGUCCAACACCUUGCGAAGCGGACGCUUUCGACCCACUCGGAGGUGAAUGACCUGGAGCGCGAGCUAAGAGGUCAUCACAAACACCUGGAUUACCUCAGAGCUGGAGCCACCGAUCCAGUUCUCACUCUUCACAUGUAUCAUUUCGAACUAUUCUUUGAGUACGAACGCUGGCCAUAUCAUCAAAGCGUCAUGAUAACAAAUGCAACUAGGUCUACACUUUUAACUCUAUUCCGCCCAUUUGUGUUACAGAGCCUUGGAAAUCAGCGCGCCGUCGCCCAUAACAAAGAAUCACAAGAUUGGUUGUCAAGUGUAGAGAGGAAAGCAACCGCCGCUGCCUUGAAUUCUACCAACACGCUCGGCGACAUGAUAAUGGCAGAUAUGGUCUGUCUCUCUCAAUCAUUGAUCUGCAUCGCUCUCGUACCAACGCUGCAAAUGCAUCUCCUGCAUUCUGUGUCACCGCGGAAGUUGGUCCAUCGCUUAGGCUGCCAUCAGCUGGAUAUGUGUAUGAUGGUAGUACAGGAAAUAAAGGCCACAUACUUUGGCGCUGAGAUCUUGGAUCGGUUAUUUACAAGAGCUCGAGAGGUCAUAAGUGUUAGGCGUCGUGUUCAGGAAAUUCCCCCGCCUACCGGUACAGAUGAAAGUGGCGUGAUUAUGCCAGAAGUCCAAGGGAUUCAUGAGAGGGAAACUAACCAGGCAGCAUCGCCGAUGAUCUGGGCCUUCAAUGCUGCCGGUAACUAUGGGCAUGGGACAGGGACAAGUGACGAAUAUGAAGAUUCAGAUGUAAACGCUAUCCUAAGCCAGUGCAUAUUUCCGGAUUUCGGGACGUUUCAGACGAUGGGUCUAACAGAUAUUACACAACCAUGGAGUUAG